Messenger RNA from Lathyrus oleraceus (garden pea), 1308 nucleotides. Its product is annotated as protein MAINTENANCE OF MERISTEMS. Gene Ontology annotation, biological process: meristem maintenance; meristem development. NCBI's taxonomy places the organism in Eukaryota, Viridiplantae, Streptophyta, Magnoliopsida, Fabales, Fabaceae. The transcript is spliced from 2 exons. Bases 541 to 1248 code for a protein of 235 amino acids. The record is from RefSeq and is a predicted model, not a curated record.
AGUUGGGUAUCUAGAUCCGGUUUAGCUUCACUGCAGAGAACGAGUCUGAACAAGAUAGACACAAAUCUUGUCUCUGCAUUUGUGGAAAGAUGGCAUCUAGAGACAUCUUCAUUUCACAUGCCGUUUGGUGAAAUGAGCAUUACUUUAGAUGAUGUCGCAUGUCUACUUCACUUGCCCAUUAGGGGUAUCUUUUGGAGUCCUCAGGAUGUGACUGAAGAGCUAGCUGUUGAACUUGCUGUUGACUACCUAGGAGUGUCACAGGGUCAGGCACAGUCACAUGUUCGGAGCUGCAGGGGGUCGUAUUACAAGUUGGAGUGGUUAUAUGAUAUAUUCGUACAUCAUAGGGAUGCUUCCAGCUGGGCAUAUGCGACUAGAGCAUAUCUAUUGAUGUUGGUGGGUUCCACCAUAUUUGCUGAUAAGACCUUUACACUUGUAGAGGCACGAUACCUCCUCCUGUUUAGGGACUUGGAUGGAUGUUCAGGAUAUAGUUGGGGAGCAGCUGCACUAGUUACCCUCUACUGAUAUCUUGGAGAUGCGUCCAUGUACAGUUGCAAACAACUAGGUGGAUAUCCUACUCUCCUACAGUGUUGGAUUCACGAGUAUUUUCCAACUGUUGGAAAAAGAGGGGAGAAUUGGAGUCCUGCUGGAAACUGUGGUCUUCCCCGAGCGAUGAGAUGGUCGUAUAGACAGGGAGUCCUGAAGGUCGAUGAUUUACGACCUAUUUUGGACGAGCUGACACCUACCGACGUCAUCUGGCGACCAUUUGAGAAUCAUAGAGCAUGGCGUGUAUUUGAUGAGAUAUGUCUUUACAGGGGCUGUUUGAAGUGGGGUGAAACAGUUGUUCCAUACUUGCCUGAUAGAUGUUUACGUCAGUUCGGGUAUAGGCAGUAUGUUCCAUCCCCACCUCUGGAUUGUAUGAUGGCGACGGAUAUUGAUGUUGAUUGGAUCAGUUACCAUCAGAGUGUUGUCGAUGUGAUCGGUUCAUCUUCCGUGGCCACCACUCCAUCUGAGGUAGAAGACGGUUAUCUGGAGUGGUAUUAUCGUGUUUCCCAUCCACGGUUGGUCCCUCCCCAUCGUGACGCUCCUAGAGAGGUACCCGUUCCUGUAUAUGACGCCGGGCCAUCUGAUCCUGAUUGGGCUCGUGUAUCUACAUUGAUUCGUCGCUAUCUGAGACAGGUUAAUGCUGAAGAGGAAGAUCCACAGUUUUCUGAUUUAUUUGAAGCUUUGCAUAUUUCUCGUUCACAUUGAUUAUAUGUAUUAAGCUUUGAAUAUAAUAGACAUAAUAAUAUAGAUUUCAUGUUUUGAUUA